This is a messenger RNA of Brassica rapa (field mustard), 1925 nucleotides long. RefSeq names its product double-stranded RNA-binding protein 3. Lineage: Eukaryota; Viridiplantae; Streptophyta; Magnoliopsida; Brassicales; Brassicaceae. Gene Ontology annotation, molecular function: double-stranded RNA binding. The record is from RefSeq and is a predicted model, not a curated record.
GAUUCUUGUUUAGAAUGUUGUCGCUUUUCUAAUUUUCUCUGCCUUGUUGUAUAAGGCAUCGUCCUCUAGGGAGGUUUUUCAUUUUCUUGAAGUGAUUCAAUUCAGACGAAAAAAAAAUUAAAUUUUCAUGAAAAUGAAAGUAAAAUCUAAGCUUUCAAUACAAACAUCAGAUCAUAAAGACAGGAUAUUUAAAGAGAGACAAUAAGAUUUGCAUGUGGUAUUGACACAUGACAUAUAUAUGUACAUAGUAUACAAUAUAAAAUGGACCAUAGUUCAAUCGAAAUGUCACUAUUAUCAUUUAGUAGCCUCUUUAUUAGGGACGUUUUAUUUGAUAUGGAGCCACCAUGUGAGUGAGGAGAGAGCUGCUCUAAAACCUCUGAAACCAUUCUUUUCAUCUUUUAUCUCUCUUGUCAUCUAAAUUUCACUUUUAACACUGCAGAGACUUAACUCCAUCACAUGAGAGAGAGACAAGCUCUUCUGUUCAUUUAUAAAGAGACACACCAAAUCUUAAAUACUAAUUUUGAGGUUUGAUUUUGAGUUUUCCUCUUCUUCUCAAGACCAAGAAAUGUAUAAGAAUCAGUUGCAAGAGCUAGCACAGAGAAGCUGUUUCAACCUCCCAUCAUAUACUUGCACAAGAGAAGGACCAGACCAUGCUCCAAGGUUCAAAGCUUGUGUAAACUUCAACAGUGAAAUGUUUGAAAGCCCCACUUAUUGUUCUACACUCAGACAAGCUGAGCACUCAGCUGCUGAAGUUGCUCUCAUUGCUCUCUCUUCAAAGGGUCCUUCAAAGUCUCUAACUGCUAGAGUUCUUGAUGAGACUGGGAUCUACAAGAACCUGCUUCAAGAGACAGCGCAUAGAGCUGGUCUUGAUCUACCGGUUUACACAAGUGUGAGAUCAGGACCAGGUCACAUCCCAACGUUCUCUUGCACUGUGGAGCUUGCUGGAAUGAGUUUUAUUGGAGAAUCAGCAAAGACUAAGAAGCAAGCUGAGAAGAAUGCUGCUAUUGCAGCUUGGUUCUCCUUGAGAAGAAGUGAACUAAUAUACUCAAAAACUUUUUUUAAAAUCAAUUUGAUAAUUAAUAAAUAUUCAAUGUUGUUAAUGUCUAUCCACACAGUGCCAAGCUUGGACUCUCUGGUGGAGAAGAGAGGUGAAGGAGAGAAAGAAAGAGAGGUGGUUGCAAGAGUCCUCUCAAGGUUUAGACCCAAAGAAGUGAGAAGAAGAGAACAACAUCACUCAAGAAGAAGAGCAAUCCGACAAGAAACGACAACCACGAGAGAGUUUUUGUCUGAGAAGCUCAGAUUGAUCAAUCCGUACACCAACGUACCUUCAUCAUCAUCAUUGAAACACCACCAAACACUACCAUCAAGAUUGAAUCUCCAACAACAACAAUCCAAAGUCAAAUCAUUGCUAGAGAAGUCUCAAGGACAUGCAGGGAUAAUAUCGUCUUCAUCAAUGGAGAGAACAAACUGUUACAGCAAGCUUCUGCCAUUUCCAGAAAUGUUUGCAGGAGGAAGAGGGUUUCAGAAACUAGCUCCAGCUGUUCAUAUUAGAUCAGUGAUCCCAGUUUGUUCAGCUCCUCCACCGAAACUUAGUCCUUCUUCUGCUCCAAGCUCACUGGGAAGUGGAGACCAAGAGAAGAAGCCUCUGAGAUUAGAAUCGAACCCAUGUAUAAAGAUCGUAUCUUUAGAUCAACCCAUGUUAUGAUUAGAGAAAAUAGGUUCUGUAUGCUCGUCGUGUUCCUUGACUUUGUUUAAAAAAAAUUAACGGUCUGACUCUGACAUUCACUUCAAUGCUCUGUAUUGCACAUAGAACAGAGGAAAAAACAGAGUCAGAGAGUGAAAGAGAGAGAGCAAUAAAUGUUAGACGAAGAGAGGAUAAGAAGAUGAAACAAAAAAAAACAUUUAAUGGCAUUUGUUUUUCGCUA